Labrus bergylta (ballan wrasse) is the source of this 416-nucleotide messenger RNA. Lineage: Eukaryota; Metazoa; Chordata; Actinopteri; Labriformes; Labridae. The record is from RefSeq and is a predicted model, not a curated record.
CACAGCCCAACACAACAUGGUGCCUUUGAGGUUCACGCCAUGGAGAAACACCCCGAAAGCGAAUUAAUAAAGCCCCCAAAAAGAUGGAUGAAGAGUGUUUACCGGAGCCGGAGCACCUGCUGAUAUUUGUGAGGAAACUCAAAGAGGUGUUCGACGUGUGUGACGCGGACUCGGACGGUCUCAUCCUCCUUGAAGACUUGGUGCAGUUGGGGUCGCAGUUUGGUAAAGCAGAACAGGUGAAGAAUUUGGUCAAAUGUCUGGACUGCGACUCUCUCGGCAGGAUCAGCUUCAAAGACUUCUGCAGCGGUGUCCUCACCAUGAAAGGUUAUGUUGACAUCCUAAAAAAGAAAAGUGGGGCGCAGUUCACCACAAGGCCGUAUGAGACAGCUAAGAGAAGCUGCAAGCUCUUCAGAUGA